GUGAAUUGCUAAAAAGAAAAUGGCCCAUCGGAGCACUGCUCUUCCUUCCCUUGUCACGGAGGAAAGGCGGGUCAGAACUAUGCCACGGCACAGCCAGUCUCUGUCACUGACCCCGUACUCGUCGGCGAGCCUGGUGGAGCUGUUGGAAGACAGAAUCCUCUUCCACGAGAAGACCACGGCGGCCCUGGUGGAGCACGCCUUUCGCAUCAAAGAGGACAUCGUCGCCAGUUUGCAGAAAAUGCAGAACAAAGGCGGAGGGGACCGCUUGGCCAGGCUCUUCUUGGAAGAGCACAUCAGAAACAUCACCGCCAUCGUGAAGCAGCUGAACCGCGAUAUCGAGGUUCUUCAGGAACAGAUCCGUGCCAGGGAUAACAUUAGUUACGGCACGAAUUCCGCCUUAAAGAGCCUGGAGAUGCGUCAGCUCUCCGGUUUAGGAGAUCUUCGCGGGAGAGUAGCAAGGUGUGAUGCCAGUAUAGCUAGAUUGUCUGCCGAGCACAAAUCAACGUUUGAAGGACUUCAGCACUUGAACAAAGAACAGCAAGCUGCUAAACUUAUUUUGGAAACCAAAAUUAAAGAUGCUGAAGGACAGAUUUGCCAGCUCCUGAAUCGAGUCGACCUGUCGAUAACAGAGCAGAGCACCAAGCUGAAGAUGACCCACAGAGAUAGCAACCACCAACUCCACCUUCUGGAUGUGAAAUUUAAAGGGACUGUAGAGGAACUCAGCACCCAGAUUUUGUCCGCACGGAAUUGGCUUCAACAAGAGCAAGAACGGAUUGAAAAAGAACUCUUACGGAAAAUCGACCAACUCUCCUUGAUCGUUAAGGAAAAUAGUGAGAUCAGCGAAAGGAUCAUAGAGAAGAAGUUCAGCCAGAUGUCAGCAAAACUGGAUAAAAUAGAAGAGAUACAAAAGAAAAAUCUGGAAGCACAGAGGCCAAAGCACGACGAAGAGAAGAUAUAUGCCCGAAUCAGUAAGAUUGAAAUUCAGAUGAAUGAGGACAUACAAGGAAUGAAAGCUGAGUUCAAUGCUGGAUUUGCAGCCAUUUAUGAAAGCAUCGGGUCGCUGAGACAGGUUCUCGAAGCUAAAAUGAAACUGGACAAGGAUCAGCUCCAGAAGCAGAUCCACCAGAUGAAGAAGCAGGAAAGUCCAAUGAGAGGCGAUCUGGGACUGUGAGGGAGAAGAAGAAGAGGUCGUUUACAAGGGCCCAAGGAGCCGAGGGCCGUCGCCACACCCCGAUUCCUCUUCUCCGCGUCGUGCAUGUGUCAGAUGACGCCGUCCCUGGCCGAGAUGCUGGUCUCGACUCCGGAAGAUGGUCUCCACUUCGUCAAGGAUGGCUAGUAGAAUUCCACAAAGUCAUUGCACUUGUAAAUAUUUAUUGCAGGGAUCGCAGUUUCCUUUUGGAAAGGUUUUUUUCCUUGGUAUUCUGUGGAUAAAAAGACAGCAAAAGGAAUUUUUUUAUGGUAUUUGUUAAGCGCUUACUAUGCUCCAGGCACUGUAAUAAACCCUGGGGCGCAU
Ornithorhynchus anatinus (platypus) is the source of this 1513-nucleotide messenger RNA. RefSeq names its product family with sequence similarity 81 member A (gene FAM81A). The coding region runs from base 20 to 1171 and encodes 383 amino acids. The record is from RefSeq and is a predicted model, not a curated record. Lineage: Eukaryota; Metazoa; Chordata; Mammalia; Monotremata; Ornithorhynchidae. The transcript is spliced from 8 exons.